This is a messenger RNA of Physcomitrium patens, 2011 nucleotides long. RefSeq lists its product as uncharacterized. The record is from RefSeq and is a predicted model, not a curated record. Lineage: Eukaryota; Viridiplantae; Streptophyta; Bryopsida; Funariales; Funariaceae. Gene Ontology annotation, cellular component: Mis6-Sim4 complex; kinetochore.
UUGAACGAGGGAAAACCAAGCUUGCGCUUCAUGCGAGCCGCAGCUCGUGAGCCAAAGGUUGGUCUCCCCGGGUUGUGUCGGAGAAGAGCUCAGAAGAACUGUUUGCGGCAGUUGUAAAGGUGAUAGGUAUAUUUUAAAAGUUUUACUUGACGACGAGAAGAAAAAGGAAAAAAAUCUGGGUCGUUGCUGCGUAUUGCAAUUUUUUUUUUUUUUUUUUUUUUUUUUUUUUCCCCCAUCAUCAUCGUCACUGAAAGCUUUAGAUUGGUUCGAGUGAGGAUGGGGAAGUAGGUUGGUUAGAGAGGGCAGAGAAGGGAGGUGGGGUUUAGAAAGCUAUGGCGGAGGAGAAGGAGAAGCGGAAGGUGGGUGAGAGGAGAAGUGCGCAAAGGAUCAAGCGCGUGCUGGCGGACACGACCCCGAAGCACUUGGAGCAGCUCACGAAGCAGGCGCGGAUGUUGGCCGGUGACGACGAUGGCGAGGCCGAUUUCCAGGAUUCGUCUAUGGAUGUCAUUCGGAGGAGACUUGGACAUCUGCAGCAGAGGCACACCGUGUUGCGAGAAAAGCUCACCAACGCUAACCCACCUCAAAGGUCCCUGGUCGCGAGAUUGCAGGAAGAAUUUGAAAACGAGCCAGAAGGGAAGUGCUUGGAGGCGGAGGAAUGGAAUGAUAGCGUUAUUAAGGAGCUUCAGAAAAGAAUCUAUGACAGUGAUGCUGCUCUUAGUAUGGAGGAUGACCAAGAAAUGAACGAACCAUUCGAAGGUAAGGAGGAUGCUGAGAAUCUGACUCUUCUUGUUAACCACAAGGUCAUACGAGGAGUGAAAGGUAGACACAUUGCUAUACGUUUCGACACAACUUUUGAAGAGAAGAAGUUUGAGAGCUACUAUUGUGUAUUGAAGAGCAGUUCCCCGAUGGAUAAGCUACACGUCAUUGAGCAUUCGAUCCCCUUCUUUCUACCAGUACGAGAGCUUGAGAAGCAGCACUUGGGAAACAGUCCCAAAUUGUUCAUCGAUUACAUCGGCAAUGUUUUACAAGCCUACGUUUCAAGACGUGAACAGGUGAAUAAAUUGAAGAAACGUAGGGGAGAACUUAUAGGGGAACUAUAUCACAGCCUGUCGUACACGUUGAUUGAGAUCAUGUUGAAACAACCUCAAUGGCAGGUGGGAAUGAGCUUGGCAUACCACAACUUGGAUUCAGAACUUCCCACACAGAGCACUAUCACUACAUGGCCGUUGACUACUGAUCUUAUUUCUCAAGCUGUUAUAAAACCAGGAAGGGCCGUUCAGAAAAACUCUACGGCCUUCCGUUUGCCUAAAGCUGAAGCUUUCUUAAGAACAAUGCCUUUACCUCAAGGCUGCGAAGAGCUUCUGGCUGAUUUAAGGGACACCCUUGGCCUGUCACCUCCUCCGGAGCAGGCUACUGAAGCUCCGCCACCUCCAACUGUCGCCCUAAUCGAGGCAGAAAUGGUGGCGCCCACGAAGCCAGUAAUGCAGAUACAAAUGGAUGAUUUAGUGGAAGACCCACCAAUGGAUAUGCCUCAAGUGACACCUCGUUGAAACUGAGAUUAUUCCGAUCUGGGUGGUACUCCAUGUUCUUGAUCAUUUUCUUAUGCGUUGUGCAAGGUGUGAUUGUGAAACCUCCACAUUCUUUUUUUCUUUUUCUUUUUCUUUUUCGAAGAGGUGGUGGGAAAUUGUGUCGAUAUGACGGUACAUGAAGUAUUAUAUGGUUCUGAUAUACACUUGGGUAGACACACCCCAAGUGAAGGAUGUCUCACCUUCUGCCAUAUCAUGUGACUUGUACAGACAAGCAUGUUGUAGAACAUGAUUCACACAUUGCGGCUUGCCUCGAAUUGAAAUCCCAUGACUUUGAAGAAACUGUGAUUGACGGGAAUGUAUAUUUCUUUGAAGUCCAAAGUGCAAUUGAUACGGUUGGAUUUUAGGAUUGGAUGUAGGCAAGGCUUAAGUUUGCAUGCCAGAUUUGGGCCCAUUUUUUUGUUUUUGUUUUGUUCAUCUCUCAA